Molecule: messenger RNA, 1059 nt
Organism: Arabidopsis arenosa
Lineage: Eukaryota; Viridiplantae; Streptophyta; Magnoliopsida; Brassicales; Brassicaceae
Source: the annotation of a GenBank genome assembly
AGUUAUACUCAUCAAACAUUUGCUAAUAUUCUUGCUUUUACAAAAAAAACAUUCGAUCAACCAUGGCCGUUGAUUCGCCUCUUCUAUCUCGUAUGGCUUCACCGACGACAUCCGAGAAAGACAUGAAGGCUCUCAAGUUCAUUGAAGAGAUGACUAGGAACCCUGACUCGGUUCAAGAGAAGGUUCUUGGAGAGAUACUAAGUCGUAACUCGAACACCGAAUAUCUGAAACGGUUCGAUCUUAAUGGGGCCGUUGAUAGGAAAACGUUCAAGAGCAAAGUUCCGGUGGUUAUGUACGAAAAUUUGAAGAAGGAGAUUCAACGUAUAUCCAACGGUGAUCGUUCUCCGAUCUUAUCUUCUCACCCCAUCAACGAGUUUCUCACAAGCUCUGGAACAUCUUCUGGUGAGAGGAAAUUAAUGCCGACAAUUGAGGAAGAUAUAGACCGACGACAGCUUUUAGGCGGUCUUCUCAUGCCUGUGAUGAAUCUCUACGUGCCGGGAUUAGACAAGGGCAAAGGCUUAUACUUCUUAUUUGUGAAGUCGGAGUCUAAGACUUCAGGUGGGUUACCGGCUCGUCCGGCUCUCACUAGUUACUACAAAAGCGACCACUUCAGGACGUCCGAUCUGCAAAGCGACUACACUAGUCCUAGGGAAGCCAUCCUCUGCUCCGACUCGUCACAAAGCAUGUAUGCGCAAAUGCUAUGUGGUCUCUUAAUGCGCCAUGAAGUUCUCCGACUCGGCGCGGUGUUUCCUUCUGGACUCCUCCGUGCCAUAAGCUUCCUCCAGAACAAUUGGAAGGAACUUGCUCAGGAUAUCUCAACCGGUAUCCUAAGUUCUAAAAUCUUUGAUCCUGAGAUUAAAAACCGAAUGUCGAAGAUUUUGAACAAACCUGAUCAAGAACUGGCUGACCCUUUGUUGCCGCAUUGGUCAUUUGGUCACCAGAACGACGUCAUUAGAUAAAACUUUAUGAAAGAUAUCAAACCGAUGCUGUGAAAAACCCUUCAAGUAUUAGUCCAUCCAUUUAUCCUUUAAAAACUCUCAACAAAAUUGUUAAUGAAAA